AAUAUAUAUUUAUCUGUAUGUGUCUAUCUAUGUAUGUAUUUCUCAAUACGGGAAAGUUGUAAAUAAUUUUCACAAAAAUUUUGACGAAGCUCCUUCUGGAGAAGCCUAAUUUAAAUAAAAAGUGACCUAAUGAUUACAAAGUGAGUUCUGAAAGUGAUGGGAAACCGUAAAUGGUGUGCCUUAUGAAACAAAAAACUAUCAUUGCGCACGAUACCCCAACGCCAUUUUGAAGCGAAAUUUUGUAUGUAAGUGCCAAGUAUUUCGCAAUAUUUUCAAUUGUCGCCCUUGUAAAGGGGGUGCGUUUGAUAAUUAACGAUAACAGUGAAUGUGAAACACGCCUGUGAAGACACCAAUAUGUGAUAAAGUGCAUAGACGGAUGCCCUUAGUCUGUGGAUGCAUCGAGAUAGCGGGUGGCACGGAGGAUGGCCCGGGCCAACGGGAGCACUCUCAAUAACUGACGGACGCUGCCGGCUUCCAGCUGGCGCAAGCAGUAGAUAAAAAUGCCACGGCCUGGCAGUCUGAAAGACCCGGACAUUGCUGAAUUGUUCAGCAGACAUGAUCCGGAGAAGAUCUUUGAGGACCUUCGUGAGAUCGGGCAUGGGUCCUUUGGGGCAGUCUAUUAUGCUCGCUGCAAUCUCACCAAGGAGAUUGUAGCGAUUAAGAAAAUGUCAUAUGUUGGGAAACAAAGUGAGGAGAAAUGGCAGGAUAUUUUGAAGGAAAUUAAAUUCCUGAAACAGUUAGAACAUCCAAACACCAUAGAGUAUAAGGGGUGCUACAAACGAGAGCAUACAGCAUGGCUGGUUAUGGAGUAUUGUGUUGGUUCUGCAUCAGAUAUUAUAGAGGUACACAAACGGCCGCUACGAGAGGAGGAGAUCGCGGCGAUCUGCGAAGGCGUGGUGUGCGGUCUGUCGUACCUGCACAGCCUGGGCCGCAUCCACCGCGACAUCAAGGCGGGCAACAUCCUGCUUACCGAGAACGGCACGGUCAAGCUGGCCGACUUCGGCAGCGCCAGCAUCAAGUGCCCCGCCAACAGCUUCGUCGGCACGCCCUACUGGAUGGCGCCGGAGGUCAUACUCGCCAUGGACGAGGGACAGUAUGAUGGAAAGGUGGACGUGUGGUCACUAGGCAUCACGUGUAUCGAGCUGGCGGAGCGCAAGCCUCCCUACUUCAACAUGAACGCUAUGUCCGCGCUCUACCACAUCGCUCAGAACGACUCACCCACCUUACAGUACGUGUUGCAGGCACCAGAAUGGACGGACACAUUCCGCUACUUCGUGGAGGCGUGCCUACAGAAGAACCCGCAGGAUCGACCGUCCUCUACGAAACUACUGUCGCAUCCCUUCAUCACGCGGCCGCGGUCACCCAACGUGCUCGUGGACCUCAUACAGCGGACCAAGGCGGCCGUGCGGGACCUCGACAAUCUCAACUACAGGAAGAUGAAGAAGAUACUGAUGGUGGACGCUGAUAACGAGAGCGCUAUUGGCGACAGCGAAGAGACAGCGGAGGAGCGUUCCGGCGGCGACAGCUCGAAGUCGAACUCUGCGACGUCGGAGCACAGCGCGGCCGGCGCCUCCAGCCAGAGCUCGUCCUCCGGCAGUCUGCGCCGCCGACCACAUCCGCCGGUGAACGCGAACCACCACCAGCAUCAGCAGCAGCCGCAGUACACGCAUCUUAACCACCAACACUCUGCGCAAUCCACCAGAGUUGGCAAGAGCUGGCUUUUCUCAUGUUGGUGUUUCGUACGCAGAGAGAGCGAGAGCCCUCUGGCGGGCGCGCACGACGACUACGUGAACCGCGACGCGCUGCGCGACUACGCCAACCGCGACUCGCUCUGCGACGACUACGCCGACGACUACGCCAACCGCGACGCCAUCCGCGACGCCCGCGCCGAGCGCCCGCCGCCCGACUACCGCGACUACGUCAACGCGCCGCCGCCCUGGCCCGCCGACGACAACCGCAACACCACGCGCCGCCCGCCCAACACCAGUAUAAGCAACAACGUGUCGGCAGCGAUGUCGCUGGUGUCCGAGCACGGCGCCAACAACUUCGCCACAAUACGAACCACGAGCAUCGUCACCAAGCAGCAGAAGGAACACAACCAGGAGAUGCACGAGCAGAUGUCGGGCUACAAGCGCAUGCGGCGCGAGCACCAGGCGGCGCUGCUGAAGCUGGAGGAGCGCUGCAAGGCCGACGUGGACGCGCACAAGGCGCAGCUCGACCGCGAGUACGAGGCGCUGCUGCAGCAGCUCAGCCGCGACCUCGAGCGGCUGCAGACAAAACACGCGCAAGAGCUAGAACGCAAGCAGAAGCAGAACGCGGCUGCGGAGAAGAAGUUAAUCAAGGACAUCACGGCGCGGCAGGAGCAGGACCGCAAGGCCUUCGAGACGCAGCGCAAGCGCGAGUACAAGGCCAACAAGGAGCGGUGGAAAAAGGAGCUCAGCAUGGACGACGCAACGCCCAAGAGGCAGCGGGAUGCCACAUUACAAUCUCAGAAGGACAACCUGAAGCAGGCGGAGGCUGCGGAGGAGAUGCGGCUGGUGCGGUCGCAGCGCGAGUACCUGGAGCUGGAGCUGCGCCGCUUCCGCCGCCGCCGCAUGCUCGCGCUGCACCACAAGGAGCAGGAACUGCUCAGGGAGGAGCUGAACAAGCGUCAGAACCAGUUGGAGCAGGCUCACGCGAUGCUGCUGCGGCACCACGAGAAGACGCAGGAGCUCGAGUACCGACAGCAGAAGGGCGUGCAUGCGCUUAGGGAGGAGCAGCUGUCGAACCAGCACGGCACGGAGCUGGCCAACCAGCGCGAGUACAUGCAGCGCGCCGAGCACGAGCUGCGCAAGAAGCACGCGCUGCAGCUCAAGCAGCAGCCCAAGAGCCUCAAGCAAAAGGAGAUGCAGAUCCGCAAACAGUUCCGCGAGACGUGCAAAAUACAGACGCGUCAGUACAAGGCGCUCAAAGCUCAGAUACUGCAAAUGACGGCUAAGGAGCAUCAGAAGGAAGUGAUAAAGACGCUGAAGGACGAGAAGCGUCGCAAGCUGGUGCUGCUCGGCGAGCAAUACGACCAGAGCAUCACCGAGAUGCUGCAGAAGCAGACCGUGAGGUUAGACGAGAGCCAGAUGAUGGAGUGCCAGCAGCUGAAGAUGCAGCUGGAGCACGAGCUGGACAUGCUGACGGCGUACCAGAGCAAGAGCAAGAUGCAGGCCGAGGCGCAGCGCAACCGCGAGCGUCGCGAGCUCGAGGAGCGAGUCGCCGUCCGGAGGGCGCUGCUCGAGCAGAAGAUGGAGUCGGAGUGCGCGCAGUUCGUGGCGGAGCGGGCGGAGCGCACGCGGCUGCUGCACGAGCGCCACGAGCGCGACCUCGACCACUUCGACAGCGAGAGCGCACGCCUCGGCUUCAGCGCGAUGGCGAUCGCGGAGGGCUCGCGGGAGGGCUACGGCGAGGAGGAGCAGUCGCUGUCGGGCUCCAUGCUGUCGCUGGCGCACAGCAACUCGUCGGCGAGCUUUGCGGCCGGCUCGCUGUAGGCGCCGCGCUAAUGCUGUUGCCAAACCCGCGCUUGUGCCGCGACACGUCGCUUGUCUGUCGCCGCUGUGAUAGGCCUCCGCACAGACGCCGCACUGCUCGUAGCCUCCCCGAUGUCCGCAGGGCGGUAUGACGCUCUCGAACUAUUGUAAAUUAUUCAUCACGAAUUUUAGAAGUGUCAUACACUCAUCGCGCUCUCUAGUAUUCGGAGCGGUUAUAUACGAUCGAUUGUUGUUAUUAUCGUUAGCAAUGUUCACGGGCUACCUCAUUAGACUUGUUACGGAAAUUAUAUGUGUUGAUUAAUUGAAUCGUGUGGUAUAUUGUGGUCCGCAGAAAUAUUUAUUCGAGUAUCGGGCACGGUACGAUGUUUUGGCACCAGCAUUAGAACUCCACGUCCCAUUCUUAUUACUGAGACUGUCUGCCCUCCCGCGGUAUGUAAAUCAUGUUAAUUGGCAACAUGAGAUUAUUUAAUAUACUGUUGGACACGAAUGCAUUAGCCUAAUUUUUUAAUAUUUUUUUGUUACGUCUUCCAAAGUGAAAAGAACGGCCAUUUGUCAAAUGGUUCGGGAGGGCAUUUCCUAUUUUAUUACACUAUUAAGUUUAUUGCACUCCAUAAUUAAAUAAUUAUCUCUUAGCUCCAGUCGAGUUGAAGAAUAAACAGAAACAUUGCAGUAUGCAAUAGUAGUUGUAUUUGUAUCAAAAUAAGGUUACUAUUGCUCGUUGUAAUUAUAUACAAAAACUAAUCUCGACAUUAUUGUUUCUGGAACAUCAUGUUUCUGGUGUUUUGACAAAUGUUCACUGAAACACGUCGUUUUACGUACAUGUAUUUCAUUUUGCAUGUAUUAUUACAAUAUAACCAUUGGUGUUUCAGCCACAAAUAAUAAUGCCUAACUCAAUCUAAGCUAUUUAUCAAAAUAUCAGAGGUAUGCUGUUACAUAAAUAAAGUCGAGAUAUAUAAUUAUGUAAUAACAAAGAAGUUAUACGCAAGUCUGUCUGCAUAUGUCUGAGGUUAUUUAAAUGAAUGAUGCAUCGAUGUGAGAAUGAAACGCUUUUUUUCUAUUAGAGAUUUACUCACGGUACGACACUGUUCCGUUGGCUUGCCAGCCGUCACGGCGCUAGAUAACUUUAACGAAACAUUAGUCGUAUAACUGGGAAUACAAUAAGUGUCUGCACUUGCAUUCAGAAUAUUUAAACUAACAAAAUAAUGUAAAACUUAAUUUAUUCGCGUCUGAAUAUUCGAUCUCUUAGACAUAAGCAAAUGUUAUGAUCGUCUCUAGAAUAUUGUUAGACCGUCCACCGUUAAACCGCAGCACACGUACAACAACGGAGCAGUGUCCAGUAGAGGGCAUGAUUACAUUUUAAAAUCUAGUAUUCUGAUCCAAUCUUGUAUAAAUAUGUAGUUUAUCAUAAGUUUCCACAGUGGUUCUAGCUGAUUUUUCAUCUUGAUGCUCUAACGAAACAAGAUUGAAAAAUGUAAUGACGGAUUACCGCGACCACGUCAAAUGCUAAGGUAAACUUUGUAGUGAAACCAAGGAAUGUUGACCCUCAAAGUGUACGCUUAAGAAGUUUGACAAAAGGCAUUAAUUAGAUGAAGUAGUCAGAGACAGCCGAGCCGCCCGCCCCUCGCCACCCUCACUUUUCACAGAGGAUGUUAUUGUUUACGACAUUAGAUAGACAAAAUUCUAAUAUUCAUAUCAUUAGGUUUUACUUUAGGAACCAUUUUUGCAUAUAUUAAUGUAAGUUGAAAUCUUUGAAGAGCGGACUGACGGUAUUUGUUUAUUGGCCUAGUAUUGAGUUUAUUAAAUGUUUAAAAGGGUUUUGUAACAAAACGUUUAUUAUUAUGCUUAUUUUAGAUCAUUUUUAGAUUUUAAAAGGAUUGUAACACGCUUUACUAAAUCAUAAUAACAAUGUGCAGGUGGUGCGUGUGGCGCUGUGCCCCACCUUACGUUGUGUAAAUAUAUAAAGUAUAUAUAUAUGUAUUAUUGUGAAUAUGUAUUAGCGAGCACACAUUGCCUUACGGGCGGCGGGGCGAGCCGGCCUCGGUCUUAUGUAUAUAAAGAACAAUAAUUUAACAUAUUAUAAAUAAUUUGUUACUUUUGUAAGGUGCGAGUGCGGUUUUGUGUACAUUGGAAGUGCGACGCGGCGGUCCCCGUGCGGGGCCCGACUAUGUGCUAUUUUCUUUAUUUAGUGUCCUAAUACCCUAUCGUAUUGUGUACUAAGCUUACCAGUCAAAUAUGUAUAGCAAAUGUAUUAUUUAAUUUAAAAUGAUAAUAGUCAUAAAUACCCAAAUUUAGUUAAUACUAUUUUUAAAGUAUUUUUUAUUAUUUUAAUAUUCUUUUCCUAAAGCAUCACAUAAUGUGAUCGUAUUAUUUUGAGUUUGUUGAAAGUUUCUUGACGGAUCGAAACCUAUGUGAUUUAGGUAUAAAUUUAAACAAAGCGUUUGACAAAAGUUAGCUAUUUAAGUGAUAUCUUUACACAGCGCCAUUUACCCGAGUCAUAUUAUAAAACAAUUUGCUUCGAUUUUCUAGAUAAUGCAAGGAUAUGAUAAAUGGCACUGUGAACAGAUUUCACACUGUUUGUAGACUCCACAUUACCCUCUCCUGAACUGACCAAAUAUAUGACAAUAAUCUCUAGACACAGCCUAACUUGACUUGUCACCAUGUCUCUGUACAUAUUGUAGACUGCUAGCUCGUGGAGUGGACCUAACCCGUCAUUCAAUUUUACUGCAUUUAACUUGACGUUUUGUAGGCAAUCUUUGCAUAAACGCCCUUACCCAAUCUGUAUAUUUCUUAUGUAAUAAAUUAGAUUUGGUAUAUUGUCAGUCUUUGGUAUUAAGUUAGAUACUAAAACGAAAGUUGGUAAACAACAGAAGACCACUUAUCCAUGUUUGUGUUAUCGAUCGACUAUCUGAGUCAUUUUUAUUUAUGACAAUAUAAUACCGGUAUUAUUCCGCUACGCUAGGUCCACUGGCGAACUUGGCAUGUCGUUGUAGCUAAAUCGAGAACCGAAGCACUAAGGAAUUGAACUGUAAGCUGUAACUUCGCUUGCGUGCAGUAGAAGGUCGGCACUUGAGUUAGGCGCGUAGUAUAUUGCUCGCUGUCAUAGUGCUCUGCCGGACCGCCGGCGUGGAGCAGGUGACCGAGGCUUGCUGACUCUGCGCCUGGCUAAAGGCAGAGUAUAGUGCGUAGGCGCGUCUUUUUCCUAUUCCAACCUCCCACCACUUAGCUGUUCUAGAGUUAGAUGUUAUCAGUUAUCUGUCACCUUUCAACGGUCACGAUCUACAAAAUAAUUAUUAUGAGAUAGAAGUACCAAACUCGUAGUUAGCGGUCACGUAUUUUGUAAAUUGUAACUAUACAAUUUUUAUAUUUUACCAUUGUAUAGUCUUUUAUCACAGAUAGGUAGUUAGCAAUAUUGUGACCGACGUGACAAGGUGCGCUCGCGCGGCCGCCGGUUAUUCAUUAUAGUUUGCGAUUGUUUGCGGCUCGCUCGGUGCACCGUUGUUUUCUUUUAUUUUUUGUUACAUAAUAUUUAACAAUGAAUUUCUAGAUUCUAACUAUUAUCACUAAUAAUACUGUAAUAUAAUCUGGUUCAUGAAAAUCAAACCGAAAUAAAUUAAAUGGAAAGAAA
Molecule: messenger RNA, 7140 nt
Organism: Helicoverpa zea (corn earworm)
Lineage: Eukaryota; Metazoa; Arthropoda; Insecta; Lepidoptera; Noctuidae
Gene: Tao
Product: serine/threonine-protein kinase Tao
Exons: 21
Coding region: 501-3515 (1004 amino acids)
Biological process (GO): protein phosphorylation
Molecular function (GO): ATP binding; protein kinase activity
Source: RefSeq, a predicted model, not a curated record